Molecule: messenger RNA, 360 nt
Organism: Laetiporus sulphureus 93-53
Lineage: Eukaryota; Fungi; Basidiomycota; Agaricomycetes; Polyporales; Laetiporaceae
Exons: 1
Coding region: 1-360 (119 amino acids)
Source: RefSeq, a predicted model, not a curated record
AUGAAGAAGAUCCUGCGAACUGCUGCCGCCCACGCUAUCGACGGCAGGACCUGGAAAAAGUUUACCAACCUCACCGUCGGCUGGGGCAAGACAGUAUUCCCCCAAUAUGGGCCCGAACAGGAACAACUCAGUGUCCGCUGGGACUAUGAUGGGGAGACUGUGGACUCCGAUGAUACAGUCUACCACAAGUUCCAGCUGCAGCCAAACACAGGGAAAGUACCCACGACAAUCAAGAGGUGGAGGGAGGCAAAUGGGGGCACUCACACCGUCAUGGCUGAUGUGUAUGUGAAGAAGGACGGUACUAAGGAGGAUGUCGAAGAGAGUCUGAAGGCAGCUAUCGAAAAGGUUGAGGGUGUCUAG